GGCGCGUUCAUGUGUGUGUGUGUGUGUGUGUGUGUGUGUGAGAUCGGACUCAUGUGUGUGGAACAGGGUCAUCUGUUGCUGCUGCUGCUCGCCGCCUCAGGCUGGCGGAGUGUGUCCGGGAUCCGUGUGUUCACAGCUGGCGAGGUGAAGGCCGUUAACGGGACAGAUGUGCGUCUCAAAUGCACCUUCCAGAGUUCAGCUGCGGUCCGAGAGUCGAGCGUCACGGUGUCCUGGAGCUUCAGACCGCUCGGCCCCGGACACGUGGAGACGGUGUUUUAUUAUCGCGAGAAGCAGUUUCCUCCUUCGGAGGGCCGCUUUAGGAAGAAGGUGGACUGGGCUGGAGACAUCAGCGGCCGUGAUGCGUCUGUGGUUCUGCGCAGAGUGCCGUUCUCGUUUAACGGGACGUUCAGCUGUGAGGUGAAGAACCCGCCGGACGUUCACGGGAACGUGGGUGAGGUGCGGCUGCAGGUCGUCAGCACAGCCUCGCUCUCUGAGAUCCUGAUUCUCUGUGUGUCCAUCGGAGGCGCCAUUCUGCUGAUUCUGCUGCUGGUGAUGAUCGUCGCGUCGCUGCGCCGCUGUCACAGACGGAGAAACCCAGAGCCAAACCACAGCGUCCUCCAACACGAGCACGACCUCAGCUGCUGAGAACCUGAUCUCACACACACACACUAUAACACGCUCACACACACACACACACUCCAGCAAGACUGUCAGCAAUCGCACAGCUACUAAUCAAACAGGUUGAUGUGAUUUUGGUAGUUUUCUGGAGUUGAUGUGCCUUCAUCUCGUUAGUCCUGCUGUUCAUCAAGCUUCAGGCUCUACCUGGUAACCGGCAGACCUUGGUUGCUAUGGUUAUAUCUCUAUCUAUUCGCUGUCCUGUAGCUCUCUUCACUUCAUUUUACACUGCUAUUGCACAUGAUGAUGAUGAUGAUGAUGAAGUGCAGGUAUGAAUGAAUGAAGGCACUGCAGUGGCUGUGGUUUGAUGUGGUUUUAUAUCAACCAGAACCAUUAAUCUGAUAAUAUUACCCAUCGGCCAAUAACUGCUUGAUGAUUAACAGUAAUAUUACCUCCAUACCUCAGUACCACAAUCGACUGACAGGUUUGUCAAUGGAUGAUCAGUGGGUGAAACUCAUGAAAACAUGUUCACAUCAUAUUUAAUCCAAAAGAAACUAUAUAUAUAUUGCAUUAAAUAUGAAUAUAUGCUCAUUCACUCACUCAGAUAGCGCACGUACGUCUGCAGUAUGUCUGUUAAAGAUCACUUGAUCUGGAAAGCAUCUGCUGUGUACAAACAUCUGACAGACGUCUGUAAGAUGUCAGUUUUACAUACAAUCUAAAUCAUAAACAUCUUAAAGACAUCUAAUAGACAUCUAUUUGACAUCUGAUAGGAGACAUCCUAUAGAUGUAUUGCAGAUGAGCAAACACUCUAAAAAAUACGUCUUGCAGAUGUAAAUGCAGACGUCUCCGUGAUGUAUGUGUGCUAUCAGUUUACUGUAAUGCAUUUUAUUAAUACUCAUUACUUUCAAGAGUGAUUAUUAUUAAAACUUGUUUUUUAUUACACACAAUUUACUAAAUAUAUCAUUUUCAAAUAAUGUUGAGGAGAUUUUUACUGAAUUUUAUGUGAUGCAAUAGUUUAGCACUGGGCAUUAAAAACUUUCAUGCAUUAAUGAAAAAGUAAACAUGAAGCUUAGAUAUUAUUUUUAAAUGCUGCCGAAUCUUUAAAAAAAUGUAUUUUAUUGUAUUAUCUCGUCUUAUUUGCAUUUCUGUUAAACAGAGAUAUAUUUUACAGGGUGCGACAGAUGUAAACGUUCAAAUA
Messenger RNA from Onychostoma macrolepis, 1813 nucleotides. RefSeq names its product myelin protein zero-like protein 2. The transcript is spliced from 4 exons. The coding region runs from base 10 to 645 and encodes 211 amino acids. Gene Ontology annotation, biological process: cell-cell adhesion. Lineage: Eukaryota; Metazoa; Chordata; Actinopteri; Cypriniformes; Cyprinidae. The record is from RefSeq and is a predicted model, not a curated record. Gene Ontology annotation, cellular component: membrane.